Messenger RNA from Metschnikowia bicuspidata var. bicuspidata NRRL YB-4993, 3333 nucleotides. RefSeq names its product E3 ubiquitin-protein ligase. The coding region runs from base 1 to 3333 and encodes 1110 amino acids. NCBI's taxonomy places the organism in Eukaryota, Fungi, Ascomycota, Pichiomycetes, Serinales, Metschnikowiaceae. Gene Ontology annotation, molecular function: zinc ion binding. Gene Ontology annotation, cellular component: endoplasmic reticulum membrane. The transcript has 2 exons. The record is from RefSeq and is a predicted model, not a curated record.
AUGGCCGACGCCGACGCCACGUGCCGCAUCUGCCGCGGCGAGGCCACGCCCGCCCAGCCGUUGAUGCAUCCGUGCAAGUGCCGCGGGCUGAUCAAGUACAUCCACCAGGACUGCCUUUUGGAGUGGCUCGAGCACGCCAGCGGCAGCACCAAGAAAUGCGACAUCUGCGCCACGCCGUACCGCUUUGUGACGCUCUACGACCCCGCCAUGCCGCGGCGCAUGCCCAUGCGCGAGAUCGGCACGCGGCUCGUGCUGCUGGCCAAGGAGGCCGUGGUCAAGUACAUCUCCGCGGCGCUCUACGUGGCGUGCGUGUGCCAGGUGCCCGUGUACUGGAAGCUUGUCGGGCGGCUCUGCACGUACGCGGCGGACGGGCGCAUGCCGGCGGCCGGCCUCUCGUUGCUCCACGUGGUGGCCUACGGGCAGGCGUUCACGAGCCCGCACGCCCUGCUCUGGGAACGGGCGCAGACGUUCUUCUCCCACACGUACGUGGGCGGCGCGCUCCAGGUUGUGUUGUGCGUGUUUGUGCUCUUUGUCGUGUUUGUCGAGCACGAGUGGGUCGUGCGUGAGGAGGGCUACACGAAGCUGCUCUUGCGGCACGUGGGCCGCGAGCCCAAGACCAAGUUGGCGGACUUGCUCGGCCUGCUUGCCGCGGACGGCGCGGACGCCCUGCCGCCCGAGGCCGGCAACGGCCCCUCCCGCGAGCUCAUGGCCGCGCGUGCCUUGGAGUAUCUCCAGCAGGACGCGCUCGAGCCGCUUGCCGACAGCCCGCUACACGACGCGUUGGCGAACGGGCAGCUCGACGAGUUGGUGCGCCGCCGCCCCGCGCUGGCGACCGGGUCCGGCCCGGCUCUUGGCCUGCCGGGGGUCGAGAGUGACGGCGACACGGCCGCCACGCCCGACGACAUUGCGCACGUGCCUCCUAGUGAGGGCCUGCCCGGCGACAUUGGAGGCGCCCGGCCGGCUCCGGCGGCGCUCGAGCUCGACGACUCUGACGAGGAAACCGCGGAGGAGCUCGAGCGCCGGCGCAACCUCGCCGAGGACGAGAUGGCCGUGGCGGAGGCCGCCAACAACAACGGCAACAUCUUCGAGGUCUUGGGGCUCCGCUUGCAGAUCGCCACGCCGAUCCAGUUGACUUUCGUGGUCAACUUGGCCGUGCUCGUGCUUUUGUUCACGUUGUACUUCCUCCCGCACAUGAUGGGCAGCUUCGUGGCCCUCGUCGUGCUGUACGCGCUCGUGGGGCUCCACGGCGGCUUCAUUGCGCCUGUGCUCCGCCACGUACCCACGUCCAGGGCUCACCGGGCCUAUGUGGCGGUCUUUGCGCUCGACAGGGCCACUCCCCCGGACCACACGGGGCGCUUCGCGUUCCUUGCCAUUGGCUAUGCGGUGGUGUGUUUUGCCAUCUGCCAGCUCAUGGCCGCAUUGACUUCCGGCGGCACUCCCAUCACGGGCAACGCCCGCAGGUUGUACAAGGUGUUGUUCCAGAUGACCGCCACUUCUAAAGUGUUUGUCAUUUUCGCCAUCGAGAUCGUCUUCUUCCCCGCAUACUGUGGCUGGCUCAUCGACUUCUGUCUUGCGCCCCUACUCGUGUCCGACAUUGUCCAGGCCACCGAGGCGGGGCCUGUUUAUCACAUCUUCUUGACGUCAGCUUACUCAUGGACACUGAACUUCAUCAUGCGGACAUUUUUGUAUUGGAUGUGGGGGACCGCGUACAUGUUCUGCAUCGCUUUGUUUGUCAGCAUGACGAGAAACCACAUCUUGCGCUCCGGCGUGCUCUAUUUCAUCAAAAGCCCCGAGGACCCCAACGCCAGGCUCAUUCAUGAUGCGGUGGUGAAACCGUUUUUCCUCCAGAUGCUGCGCAUUCUUCUUAGCGCGAAGGUUUACAGCGCUUUUGUCGUGUUUGGAAUCGGAGUCGUGACGUGGGGGCUCCGGUUCUUGGUCAAUGCGCCUGCCUCAAAUGGCGCCUUGCUUCCCAUAAAACAGUUUUCUAUUUUUACAUGGCAGUUCGCACUCAUCACCGGAAUGUCCAUCUUUAAGGCGGAGCCGGUGAUCACAAAAUAUUGCCGCAUCUUUUGGAAAAGAGCGUUCGCUGUGUUGUGUCACAGGCUCCGCUUGUCGCACUUCUUACUUGGUACGCUCGUCCCUCAGGAAAGAGGCCAUAUCUUGUACAAAAACUUCAUCAGUGGUUUCUUUAAAGUCGGCGAGCCUGAUUAUACCAAGCCCGUGAGCUACUCCGAAGCAAUGAACCUUUUCAAAAACGACUCGUCGGUGACUGCCUGCUUUGUGCCUGACGGCUCAUAUCUUCGUGUACCAAGCAGCGAUGAUAACUCACGCAAGUUCUUGCGAGAGUUAUUUGUUCCCGUGACCAAAUCUGACCAGCUCCUCACUCCGAUCCGCGAAGAAGACCUCGAAGAUGACACAGACUGGUGGGACGAGGAAGUCGUAUGCGAGGAUACAUAUACUGUCGUGUACAGCCCUCCUAACUUCCGGACGAGAUCCCUCGCAUUGGUCGGUAUGGUCUCUAUAUUUGGUGCGCUUCUCUUUAUCGUGAUCCUGCUUCUCGCCUUGAUAAUCGGAAGACCAAUAUUCAGGGCGUGGCUUACCUUCACGGAGUUCAACGCGGCUGCUUUGGGUAUCAAUUUGAAAUAUUCCGAAACGACUGAUUGGUCUUUUGCUGACGUGAACUCCCUCUGCGUCGGUCUAUUGACCCAAUUGGUUUGUCUUUUGAUGUUUGAUUCAGACACCGAGGGAUCGGUCCUUCGUGACUUUGCUGCCAAUCAGAGGCGACGCUUGGCCGAACCCGCCGCCAACGUACGCGGGCUUCUACUCAGGGCUGGAUUGUUUAUGGCGCAGAAGCUUCUACAAGUCUGGUUGUUUGCGGAAAUGCAUUUCUACUACGUGAAUCUGGUCGAAAGCAAGAUAUUCGGCACUAGUCUAAUUUCGGUGGAUGAAGACCAGAUUUUUUUUCAGUUUACGCGGGCUGGUUUUGUAAUGCACUCUGUCAUGGCCCUUGUCACGGUUAUACCCAUGUUCACAUCCCUUGCGUCGGGCAUGCCUGAGAUUCAGUCACUUAGACUUUGGAUGAACCAAGUUGGCCUCAUACCGCUUCUUUUGGGAUCCGUACUCGUCUUAGCGCAUUCGGUGUAUGAAACUUUGUACGGAAAUCUCGUUGGGAACACGGCCAAGUACGUGGACUUGGCCAUUUUCGGCCUGGUCUUGGCCAUUCGCGGCAUCAUGAGUACACGCAGACUACUCCGAGACAUUUCGGAACAGAUCAAGACAGAGAAGUACGUGCGGGGAACGGCGGUGCAGAACGUCGAAGGAGCAGACAAUUAG